UUGAUAUUGCAUGUUAUUACUCACAUUAUAAACAUUACAUUGAUACUAAGUUUGGAUCUUCAGUGUUCUUAAUUAAUGAUCAAGGUGUCUAGUGACCGGGAAAACCGGGAAAGCCGGGAAUUGUACGGAAAUUAUAACUGCCAGGAAAAAUCCGGGAAUUGUAACAGGAAUUUUUCAUAAAUCCGGGGAUAAAAACAAAGUUUUAUUAAAACGUGUUAUGCUGCAUUUCAUUUCUGGAUCAUCAUCGCUGACCAACAAAUACCGUUAAAAACUAUCAAUAAGUUUUAAGUGGGACGCGAGUCUUCACAGGUCCAUGCGGCGCCCGGAGACAGCGCGAUAGACUUGGCAACACUGCUUGUGUGACUCACCCACGCGAGCGCACGCACACACACCAGUUCACAAUCUCUCGUUCAGACGUCUGGCGCCGUCUAACAGCAUUCUGCCGCUGUUUUCCGCUAUCCAGUGUUUGUGUUUCGUUGCAAUGCGUGUAUGUGGAUUAUUAAGUAUUUACAGUAAAACGGACUUGAAAUGGCUCGUCGGGUGAGAGGGAAAAUUUCGUUUCAAACGGAUUGGAAAGUAGAAUUCCCUUGGGUUGAAGACAUCAAGGAUGAUCGUCACUCUGCUAGGUGUGCAGUCUGUGGGACUACUUUUUCCAUUACUUCCAUGGGAAGAACAGCUCUUACAAGCCAUGCCAGUGGAAACAAGCAUAAGAAAAAUGUGAGUAGUGUAGAUAAGACAGCGCCAAUUCAAAUUUGGGCUACUACAUCUGCCCCUGAAACAUCUAAAGCAUCUGAACCUUCACCUUUACCAUCUUCAUCUGUAAUUCAACCUUCGUCAGCUGCUGUUAUUCCUGGUGCGAGUAUGAAUCUACCUGCUGAAGAUUCGUUAAUCCCGAAAUCUGCUUCUACAACCCGCUGUUUGGAUAAUUUUCUUCUUAAAGACGAUGUGACUCGUGCCGAAGCUUUGUGGUGUCUUGAAACGGUGAUGAAUCAUAACUCCUUACGCAGCGCUGCUAGUAGCGUAAACAUGUUCAAGCGAAUGUUUCCCAACGAUCGUGUUGCAAACAAUAUGAAACUUCAAAAAGAUAAAAUUUCAUAUGUCAUAGUUUAUGGACUUGCUCCUUAUUUUUAUGAUAAGUUGAAAAGUGUUUUGAAAGAGUGUGAACAUUUCGUGUUGGGUUUUGAUGAGAGUGUGAACAAAAUUGCACAGAAACAACAGAUGGACUUGUCUGUCAGAAUUUGGGACUCAAAUGUAAAUAAAGUUAUGUGUAGGUAUGUAACAUCCAUCUUUUUGAAUCACGCUACAGCUGAAGAUCUCUUACAAGCCAUGAAAACUGGCUUGGAAGGAUUUGACAUGAUGAAGAUUAUCCAAUUAUCAAUGGAUGGUCCUAACGUAAAUUUCAAAGUACUUAGGCUUUUACAGCAAGACAGCAGAUCUGACCCAGAAUCCCCACAGUUACUAGAUAUUGGUUCUUGUGGUUUACACACAGUGCACAAUGCCUUUAAGACAGGCAUCAAGAAAUCUGGUUGGGAGAUAAUUGAGUUUCUUAGAGCCCUUUACAAUUUGUUUAAAGAGGCUCCAAGUCGACGAGGAGACUAUACAGAGGCUUCAAACUCACACGUGUUUCCUUUGAGGGUUUGCUCAAUUCGUUGGAUUGAAAAUGGCAAAGUAGCGAGGAGAGCAAUGGAAAUAUUGCCACUUGUUGAAAAAUAUGUCAACAUAGUCAAAACCACAGCAAAGGAACCAUCUUGUAAUAGCUUUUCUGUUGUAUGUAAAGCCCUGCAAGACAAACUCCUGCAAGCGAAAAUAGCUUUCUUUGAGGCACUGGCAAGUGACGUUGAACCAUUUUUGGUAGAAUUCCAGUCUGAUUCUCCAAUGGCACCAUUUCUUUUCGAUAGUUUGACAUUUAUUGUAAUGACUGCUAUGAAAAGAAUUGUGAAAACCGAGAUUAUUGAGAAAACUCCUCUUCACAAAAUUGAUGUUUUCAAACAGAAUGCAGAUAAGACUUUUGUAAAUCUCAAGGAUGUGAAACAUGUUGAGCUUGGUUACAGUACCCGUGCAGCACUAAGGAAGUGUAAGAAUGCCUCUGAGAAAGAUAUUUUAAUUUUCAGAAAAGAGUGUCGGAAUGUCCUGCAAUUUUUCGUGAGUAACCUGUUGCUGAAGUCUCCUCUGAAGUAUUCUCUUACCAAGGCUCUUACUUUUUUGAACCCUUAUCAUAUUUCUUCCAAAGAUAGUUGUGUAAAACAACUUACUACUGCUCUUGACCACCUCCUUACGGCCAAUCUUCUGCCAGCUAGCACUGUUGAAAGGGCUGAUAGAGAGUACAGGUUUCUUUGCUCGCAAUCAAAUGUCAUUGAAGAAAUGAAAACCUACUCUAAGUCUGAAACUCGCUUGGAUACCUUCUGGGUGCAGCUUAUAGAAGGAAAGAAGGAAUAUGAGAACCUCUUUAAAGUAGUCAAACUACUUUUAAUUUUGUCUCACGGCAGUGAUAACAUCGAACGAGGAUUUUCAGUGAACAAAGAAAUUUUAGUCGAAAAUCUGAAAGAACCAUCACUCAUAGCCCAGCGUCGUAUUUUUGAUUUUGUUAGUAAUGAGCCGGGUGGACUGAUGAAGCUAGACAUUCCUAAAGCCAUGAUUCAUGCAGUGAGGAAUGCUUAUUCCAUGUACAGUGAGGCACUUGCAGAGCAGCAGUGUGCAAAUAAGAAAAUUUUCAAGCUAGCGGAAGAAAGAAAACGUGCAGCUACUGAGAUCAAACAGCUUGAGGCGAAGAAACUCAUGUUGCUUGAGGAUGUACAGCGUGCAGUAUCUGCCAUCGAUGAGAAGGUGAAAGAUCUUAAAAAAUAGUAUAGGGCUGUGUAUUGCAUGACACUAUACAGUUAAACUUCUCACAGUUUUGUACUAGUGUGACUAUGGACCAAACAAGCUGCAAGACAAUUACUAUCGAACCAGGACAAAUGAAAAAUUCCAAUGUUUUAAUAAUGAAUUUGAAGUUCCAACAUUUCCAGUGAGAAGGUAGGCCUGCAUAUGUCUUUGAUGUUUAUAGCAUCUUUAGAUGAUCAUUUUGUUAAAAUGCUUUUUCUCAUUACAUACAGUAGUAAUUUAGUAAUUUAUUGCAUUUGUUCAAUUUUGCAUGUACUAUCAUGAUUUUGGGGUAAAAUUUUAUCGCGUAUGAUUUACAUGU
Molecule: messenger RNA, 3181 nt
Organism: Bacillus rossius redtenbacheri
Lineage: Eukaryota; Metazoa; Arthropoda; Insecta; Phasmatodea; Bacillidae
Exons: 2
Coding region: 529-2844 (771 amino acids)
Source: RefSeq, a predicted model, not a curated record